AUGUCUACUACUGCCACUACUACGACAAUGGCAACAGCUUCACAUCCAAUGACAUACGCUAAAUCUACCACAAAGGAAAUUGAAGACUCCUUACGACUAAUUGAUGAUUUAAAAUUCUUUCUUGCAACUGCACCCGCCAAUUGGCAAGAAAACCAAGUCAUUCGAAGAUACUAUUUGAACCAUGACGAGGGAUUUGUGAGCUGUGUGUAUUGGAACAACUUGUAUUUCAUUACCGGUACUGAUAUCGUCAGAUGUAUUGUGUACAAAUUUGAACAUUUCGGUCGCAAGAUUAUUGAUCGGAAAAAGUUUGAGGAGGGUAUAUUCUCCGACUUGAGGAAUUUGAAAUGCAACACUGAUGCCAUAUUGGAACCACCGAGAUCAGAAUUUCUUGAAUUUUUAUUCAAAAACUCAUGUUUGAGAACUCAAAAGAAGCAAAAAGUGUUUUUUUGGUUUAAUGUACCUCAUGAUAAGCUCAUGGCUGACGCUUUGGAAAGAGAUUUGAAAAAGGAGAAACUUGGUCACAAGCCUACUACUAUUGCCCACAAAGAACCGGCGAUAAGUUUCAAAUACGAUGAGAAUUCAAGCUUGUUUACGCAGUUGACAAAACAUAUAGAAAAUCAAACUCACGAUGGUAUUGUUGGCCCAUCCAAGACUAGUGCAUUGAAUACCGCCAAUAGCACAACCACCGCGACGUCAACCUCUGACGAUGGCAAUCUUCUAGAUCAAAAGUCGUCUCCUGAGUAUAUGUCGUCUACUGCCAACUGGAAAAGCGAUCAUCCCAAAUUUCUCAAUGAUGGAUCAGAUCAUCUCUUUAGAUCAAAGCCUAACCAACCAUUACGUGAGAAAGUUGAGAGGAGAGUAUCUCUCACCAGCAAGUCUGGCGAAAAUGAUGACAGCGAAGGUAAUAACCAUGAUGAUCACGACGGUGAUAAUGACGAAGAGGAUGACGAUUUUCCGUUGGAUUACUUUGUGUCGCAGGGAGAUAGUAAUGAUAACUAUAUCACCCUCGAUUCCAAUUAUCGUGGCGGCUCAACUUAUGCCAGCUUGUUUGACGAUUUCAACGGCGACGAAUUUCUUGACCCAAACUUGUUUAUACCCUCAGAGCUGAUGAAUGCAAACCUGAAUCAAGUUGUCAUGAAUGACGAAUAUUUGAUUGAGCAAACACAGCCUUUGAAAACACCACUACCGCCCGGCGCACCUGCAACUAGUGCUAGACUACUAUCAUUGUCAAACCAAGAUAAUAUUGGAGAUGAAUUUUUCUCGCAUCCGCAACUAUCAGGCGCACUAGCGACUAGCUAUCCCAUUCCGCUUUCAGCUAAGUUGCAAACCGGCUUCAAGCAGCAGCAACAGCAACAGCAACAGCAACAGCAGCAACACCAAGCCUCCGCUUAUGCAGCACUUUCGACACCACAGUUUCUUAAGAUCCCACAACAACAACUACAGAUACCUUCUCAAGCAUUCAAUUUCAGCGAUCAACAAGCAUAUUUGGCUGAUAUGACGGGCACAGGCUACAAUUACAAUCUCAUACAUCCAGACAGCGAGUACUGGACCACAAGCCAAAUGAAUCACAACUUUACUGAUACAAACUCCAUUCUUGACCUCAAUUUCGGCUUUGGAUACCCAAUUCAGCAACAACCCGUGAUGUUGGUGAAUGAUGACCUCAUACCUUAUUCUGUCAAUCAACCUAUGCUAAUACCACAACUGCUGCAACAGCAGCAGCAACAACAACAACAACAACAACAACAACAACAGCAACAGCAACAGCAAAUAAAAUUUCAAAGCAUGAAUAGACAACAGCAGAUAAGUAAUAAAAUGAUGAACAAAAAGAGGCAGAUGCAGCAGCAGCAGCAACAACAGCAGUAUCAACAGCAAGCACAAAGGCUUGCACAGGUGCAAAGACAGAAAUCAAAGAUGAGUGGGGCUAGUGGUGGAGGUGGUAUAUCGAAGAAGAGCAUAAUCAAAACUGAAAACCCACAAGUAUCAUUGAAUGAGGUGGUGAACUCCAAGACUACCAGAAUUUUAAAUAAAAAGUGA
Molecule: messenger RNA, 2034 nt
Organism: Lodderomyces theae
Lineage: Eukaryota; Fungi; Ascomycota; Pichiomycetes; Serinales; Debaryomycetaceae
Gene: CPH1
Product: homeodomain family transcription factor
Exons: 1
Coding region: 1-2034 (677 amino acids)
Biological process (GO): sexual reproduction; regulation of pseudohyphal growth; regulation of DNA-templated transcription
Cellular component (GO): Tec1p-Ste12p-Dig1p complex; nucleus; Ste12p-Dig1p-Dig2p complex
Molecular function (GO): DNA-binding transcription factor activity
Source: RefSeq, a predicted model, not a curated record